CGAUGCGGUUUCCUUACCAGCACUCACAGUCUCACAGCAGUCACCGCUCUCACCAGCCUCAUCGGCUUAACCAGGAGGGUCAUCCGUGUUGCAUGCAUAUGGUGCCGUUUAGUGCUGUCCGUUUGUUAUCGCGUGUGUUAUGCUGCCGGUACUGGUCACGGUAUAGUCUUUCCCUUCACGCGGUGCAAAACGCAUGAUGGGCAACCACGUGGCACGCGUCGGGAACACGUCGCACAGGAAGACAGAAUCGACAACCGCGACAGGCGCCGGUAACGGGAACGGUAAUGGGAACCACGGCACCGCCACCGCCACUGCCGUCGUUUCCAAGAGCGAGCCGGACCAUCAUAACUCUCACACGCAAUUCUUCCCGAUCGAGAGCCUCGCCAAGGUGACAGCCGCUCGGGCUGUUUCAAACUAUUCUCAAAUUUUGAUAGCGAAUCGUACGCUCGAUGCUCUGCAGAAUUAUUCGAAGAAAAUACUGUCGCAUCUAGCCUAUCAAGAGAAACAUGUUAACGGCAUUACCAAGUCUGUAUUCGAAAUGUACUUAUUUCCUACUCAUCCAGAACUGAGUGAGAAGCUAUUUGCUUACUUACACUACAAUGCCCAUGCCACAACUGCAUACAUAAGUACAACAGCUUUUAAGCAGCAAGCCGAGAAGUUUUUGUCAGUAAUGAAUGACCAAGCUAUAUUGGAGAAUUAUGUAAAAAUGUAUUCUGACAUGAAGAACGGUGGCAAUGUUACUCCCGAAACACUACGAGCGUUGUUGAUGUGUUGCUACCAGUUGGCAAUGGAAAAUAAUAGUACCAGUUUGUGUCUUCACUCGCAGCAGAUAAUAAACGCAGUUGUUAUUUCAUGUUUUCACGGCAAGACUAACUUGUCCACGAGCUACGUGAGCAAUUGGAUCGGGCAGCACUGCCCACGCCUAGUGUACGGUCUACAGCGAUACGUAGUACACGUGUUAACGACUGCUUAUCGCAAUGGUAAAGCACUUCUAUCGAAAGAGCAACCGCAACCUCUCGUGGAAGUACUUACUCCCGUAUUGGAAAAGUCAGAUCGAGAAUUUCCUGAAGAGAAUUCAUUGCCAAUAAGUUACGUCUGGCUGUUAUCGUGUACGCUACCACAAUGCUACCUCCAGACCAACGAUUCGCCGAAGGACACAACUCACGCUUUGAUAGCGAGAACAACAGGCAGUAUUUGUCCAAGGCAUUGGACGUUAUUGUACAAUAGCGGAGAGCAUGGGACCGGGGCUAAUCGCUUCCUUCAUCAUGUAUUAGGUUACAGAGGUCCUACUCUGCUAAUUAUAAGAGCCACUAGCGUAAAGAAAGAUGAGGAAUGUCCGACGUUUUGUGUAUGCUCGGCCGUCGAAUGGCAUGAAAGUCAUCUCUAUUGGGGCGACGAAGACUCGAUAGGCAUUCAACUGAUUCCGUCCUAUAGAGUUAUGGAGAAAGGUCCGAAAAUAUUAUACCUGAACACAAAUAUCAGAGGCUACCCGCACGGUUUGCGACUCGGUAGUGAUCCGCGUUCGCCGCUUAUCAGUAUCGACGAAUCAUUCCACUCGGUGUCUAUCGCCGGCGCGCCUUAUGAUAUCGCCAACUUGGAAGUCUGGGGUUGUGGCGAUACAAAACUGAGAGAGAAGCAAUUGGAGAUCAAGAAGUGGCAGGUGAAAGAGGCAGAGAAACAGAGGGUCGUCAAGUUGAGCGCGAGCGAUUGGCUGGACCAUCCUGAUCGUUAUUUACUAGAAUUGGCUGGUAGAGCGUCUUACAACGAAUCUAACAAUUAGAGUCGCGAAAGGAUAACGCGCGCGCUCAAAUAACUGCUCAUUACCACUUUAUCUUGUACAUAUGUAUAUAGCAUCAAAAAUAUUAUCACCGGAGUUUCUGUACUUAUGUUGGUGUACGAAAGACGUACGCAUGAAAUGUGAUUAUGUGACUUAUGUGAAAUACAGGGACUUAUGCUUGACAUGUACUUAAGCACAAGUGCCAGUUUGUAAUCGUCUA
Messenger RNA from Solenopsis invicta (red fire ant), 1997 nucleotides. RefSeq lists its product as uncharacterized. The record is from RefSeq and is a predicted model, not a curated record. The coding region runs from base 194 to 1780 and encodes 528 amino acids. The transcript is spliced from 5 exons. NCBI's taxonomy places the organism in Eukaryota, Metazoa, Arthropoda, Insecta, Hymenoptera, Formicidae.